UUCUACCAUCAGCGACAGUCGUGACAGCUGUUAUGGGUUUACAGUUGAAUGUGUCAUAUAUCGAACUCGCGUAUUGUUUAGAAUCGAAUAUGUAUGGAUUUGUUAUCACUUGUGCUGAAAAUGAAAUCUUAAGUGAUUAUGUUGUGCUGAAAUCGGAUUGUGUGCGUAGUAUUUAACUUGAGAAAGUGACAACAUGAUUACUGUCACUACCAGAGUGUACAGGAGAGAAUGAAAAGCUCCGAAUGAGGAGUUGCUGGGUUGCCCAUGUUGCUGCAGCCGAGCUGGCAUGAUGUCAUCCCCGCCGCGCUCCCAGCGGACCAGGAUGCGUCUCAAUCAAACGCAACCAAACCGGAGGAAAUCGAGCAGAAUCUCAAGUCUGGGUGGACGGUUCACGUUGCACAGGACGGGAGACUGUACUACUGCAAUCAUCUAACUCAGACAUCUUCUUGGCUACCACCUGUUGAGACCUGGGCUGAGGCAGGUGGUGGGUUUCCCUAUGGCUGGGAAGAGGCAACAGACAGUGAUGGCAAACCGUAUUUUAUCAAUCACCUCAACAAGACCACCACAUAUGAGGAUCCUCGCAAGGACUGGACAGAAGAGCCACCACAACCAAGACAGGUGGAACUCGCACGACACCCGGAGCUGGGUUUUGGAUUUGUGGCGGGCAGCGAGAAACCCGUAAUUGUGAGGUUUGUCACUGAGGGUGGACCAAGUGUGGACAAGUUGCAGCCAGGAGACCAGAUCCUCAUCAUCAACGGAGAGGAUGUUAAGAAUGCUCCCCGUGACCAUGUGAUCCAGUUAGUGAGAUCAUGCAAGGAAACAGUGCGGCUGACAGUUUGUCAGCCUCCCCUUGACAAUUCAGCCCGCAAGUCAGCACUGCUCAGUGCAGCCAAGAAAGCGAAGCUCAAAUCCAAUCCAUCUCGGGUGCGAUUUGCUGAAGGAGUUGUUGUGAAUGGCUCCCCUCUGUUUCCUCCCUCAACAUUUUCACUGGGAGAUUCUUCGAUGCCAUUUAUGCCAAAUGUGUUGAAAGUUUUUCUCGAGAAUGGACAGACCAAGUCAUUCAAGUAUGACUCAAGCACAACAGUCCGCGAUGUGGUGGAGUCCCUGCAGCAGAAACUUUGUAUCAAUGCCAUGGAACACUUCUCGCUUGUUGUGGAGCACGUCAAGAGUUUGAGAAGGAACAAACUCACUCUACUGGAUCCUCAGGAACCUCUUGCAAGGAUAGCUGCAAGACCUGGGUCACACAAUCUGCGCUGUCUCUUCAGAGUUGCAUUUGUACCAAAGGAUGCAUGUGACCUGGCACAGAGGGAUUUGGUGGCAUUUGAAUAUCUCUAUAUGCAGUGCUGCAAUGAUGUGGUACAGGAACGGUAUGCCCCAGAACUAAAGUAUGACAUUGCACUAAGGUUAGCAGCCCUGCAUAUACACCAGCAUGCCAUAUCCAACAAUAUGACAAGCAAAGUAACAGUGAAAGCCAUUGAGCAAGAAUUUGGCUUGGAGCGGUUUGUGCCAGUCUCACUAAUGAGCACAAUGAAGAGGAAGGAAUUGCGGAAGCUAAUCGGUCAUUUCUUGAAGUUGAACCACAGUUUGUCCCCUGCUGGACAGAAGAGUCUGACAAGCCUGCAGGCCAAGUUGUACUACCUGAACAUCAUCAGUGAGCUUCCGAGUUACGGGGCCAAAUGCUUCAGCACUAAUAUCAGGGAUAGCAACAUGGAGAGGGUUAUAUUAGUCAGCCCUAAGUUCGGUAUCAGCCAGAUUACGGGACUACGUAAUAGUGUGCCUGUUCCGCUGGCAGACAUUGAACAGACGAGUCUAGUCACAGUAACACAGGAGGAUGAGCUAUCGCGGUGUGUUCGAAUACACCUUCCAACUUCGGAUGAAAAGGAGAUGGUGCUUAGCAUGGAGGAUCGAGAUGCUGAAGAGUUUGUGUUGGUGCUGCAAGGGUACUAUAGGCUUCUGACUGGCAAGACACUUCCUGUGGAGCAAGACCGCGACCUGUCUUGGAUAGAUGAUGCAGCACCACCGUAUCACUCACAGCAUCAGGUUUUGCCUGCCAGGUGGAGCUACACUGGCCAAGCUGCUGGCAAGCACUACACUACAUUCUCAGUGCCUCCCCCAUAUCAGCCAAUACAUGUAAAAUCAAAUGGUCAUUUCCCUACUCCUCAUAACAAGUCAGCGCCACUGGAUGCCAACAGUAGACCUCCUUUUGGUGUGGACAACAACAUGAACACCAUGUCUGGACUGCUGAAUGGGAGUGCCAAAGCAAGGGACCGCAAUGGGUAUCUGGAUGAUAACAGACGUGCAGCAGUUGCCCAGAAACUUCUGGAUCUCAGCAAUACUGCUUUCGAUCUUCAGAGUGUUGUUUCAAUGGAGAUCCUUGAAAGUGACUUGGCAUAUGUUGAAGCCAGGAAUGAAGAGGUGUUGCGGAGGGUUGCAGAAAUGCAAGAGUUGGUGCAAAACUCUGAGCAGUAUCUAACACAGCAGCAACAACAGCACCAGCAGCAUCACCAGCAGCUCGGCAAGGAGGAGAGUGACUCCGAGGGCUCCCAUAUAUCGUCCCUUGACUCAGAUGCACCCGGUCAGCUCAAGCAUAGUGACUCAUUGCUGCUGCUUACCCAGGGACAAAAGCUGAUAAGUGAAGCUGUUAAUGAUGUUGUCCGGGGCAUAGAUCUUGGCGAUAAUGAGCCCUCUGAGAGUGACACAGAUUCCUUGAGCACUCCUACAAAUAGUCCAUCUCACCGACCAAUGGCAGGUAAAGAACACAGUAGCAGUUCAGUCCUGAAUGCCAGUGGUUCCAGCUUCGGACUGCACAGUCCUGACAGCCUGCUGCCAGUUGGGUUCCGUCCCAGUGAUCGUAAUAUCCAGGACCUGCUGAAGAAGUUGCAAGAGGACAGUUCACUUCCAUAUGAUUUUGCAGAAGGGACUCUGUACUUGGACCCAGAUAUAAUUGAUCUUACAUUGAUCCCACCACCAAUCACACCAGAUGAGAGACAUUGUCAUGGAUUGAACUGUUUCUUGAACAUAGAUGUUUAUGUUCUGAGAGGCUCGGAAGGAAGAGAGGAAGACAAAAGGAAGAAGGAAUGGGGAUAUCUCAAUGAUGGUCUGUAUGCCUUGCCUCCACAUCUGAGUCUUCCUCCAACUCCCUUUGCUGACCAUUCACCAUUGGAGACAGAGUUGCAGGUUACAACAGAACAGCUGAUCAAUCAUAGGAAUGUCAUCAGCAGUUGUUGCAUGCUGGACCUUGAGCAAGACCCACUGCUAGAUGAAUUGCUUGGUUUGGAAUUGAACAAGACUCCAACUGGUGAUGAACCCAGUUCAUUGGUGAUACCAGGUUUGGAUCUGAAUCUCGAUUUUGAAGCAUUUUUAGCAACAGUAACUGUCCCACCACCCACUGAGCGAGCCCCACCAUCUGUAGAGCUAACGCCAGAGGAGAUUUCUUCAUUUAUCAUUCCACCUCCUCCGGCUAGUGGCAGUGAUGCUAUAAAUGGCGAACUGGAUAAUAUGCAUGGGAACACUGUGGAAAACCAUGACAAGAAAACUAGUAACACCCAAUGUUCGUCUAGAGUCAUUGAAUACCCAACUGUAAAUAGGAAAGGUGGAACAUUUUCAUGCUGUGGAAAAUACCGGGACAGUCCUGAGAAGAGUUCAGCAGAGGAAAUUCAGCCACCACCUAGAAAUGGUUCAGAAAGUUUGAAACCACCUGCACGACCACCAAAGUGCGCUGAACACCUCCAAGCUGCAUCUGUACAUCAUCAGAGCAAUUCUUCAUCUGGGGGUCACCAGGAUUCACCACCUCCAUUACUGCCACCAAGAAGUGACUCUAUUCACUCUCAUUCUUGGUUGUCACAGAAGAAACCGCCUCUACCGCCUGUCCCAUCUCAGGAUGUUUUUAGGAGGAGUGCUCAGCACAGUCCAAGUCUGAAAGGGUUAGUUGAUGGAAACAGUCCCAGUAAAUCAGGGUCUAGCAACACAUUGUUGAGGAAUGGUCACAUAUUUUCUGACAGCUCAUCAACAUCACAGCAUGGUAGAGAGAUGCUGUGUUCCAGGUCAGAUGCAACCAUGGUGGGUCUCCUGGAGCGCCUUGACCAGGUCGUGGCACAGUGUUCUAGAGCUCAGGCAGCUGGAGGAGGUGCACAAAUGGAUGAAACUUGUUUCCAGGUGGCAAAGGAAGCCCUGACAAAUGAAGCACGACAACUAGUCACUGCUUCCAAGAUGCUUGUGAAGAGUGCAACGGACACUGCUACAAGGCAAGAGUUGUCUAGCAACCUUGCUAGUUGCCUCCAGCUCCUUCACAGGUUAACAGACCUUGCUGCUGACAUGACGGCUCAUACAACAGCGCCACUCCAGACGCGCAACUUGGUGCUCAAAGUACGGGAUGUUGCCUGUGUAUUCAGGGAGACACUUGCCUGUGCAUUGGACUUGGAUGUACAGGAAGGCGUGCUGCUCCAGAGAGCCGAGGGUCUUGCUAGUGUUCUCGCCACUUUGCUGAGAAGCCUUCGAGUUUUCUCGCCCUGAUCAGACUGGCAAUAGUAAUAGUUUGGACUUAGGUUUCUAAUAAGUAUUAGUAUGUCACGUUAACCACUUUAAUGUAAGAAUAAGUGACGGAGCUCAAUACUGCACAAAAUACGGUAAUGAUUAUGCAGCAUUUACAAUAAUUAUUGUCACAAGUACAAAGCAUACCAUGAAAAUAAUUGUAUAAAUAAUUUGUUUCAUCAUUACAUUUUCUAUUUUUUAAAUAGUUUAUUUAUUUCUACUGCCAUCCUUUUAUAGAAAUAACAAAAUAUUUUAGUGAUUAAAUUAUGACCUCAUUUUUACAUAAUAUAUGAAGAAUGAUGUGAAUACAGAGUUUACUGUAUACAUUUUGACAUGUGACUAUGUAAAUUAGUAACUGUGUAAUUUUUAGAUUUACUUUUUCUGGAUGGAUUUUGUUUUCCUAGUCAUUAGUUAUCAUUUGUUGUGUAUAUAUUGUUUGGUCACACAAGAGAUGCAGGUGGCUUGAAAUUUCAUAUUUUUCCCCAGUGUUUGCAAUACUGGCUUGUUACCAUGGUAUGUGGGGAUGGACGUUUGGUUCAGCAAGGUGCGUAUCUAUUUCCUGUCUCUUGUAACAUAGUAUUUCUUUUCUGUUUACAGAAGAAUUAUUAAUUAUACAAAAAACAAAAGUAAAGGUAUCCCUGUGACAG
This is a messenger RNA of Cryptotermes secundus, 5177 nucleotides long. RefSeq lists its product as uncharacterized. Gene Ontology annotation, molecular function: protein binding. The transcript is spliced from 25 exons. NCBI's taxonomy places the organism in Eukaryota, Metazoa, Arthropoda, Insecta, Blattodea, Kalotermitidae. The coding region runs from base 265 to 4512 and encodes 1415 amino acids. The record is from RefSeq and is a predicted model, not a curated record. Gene Ontology annotation, cellular component: cytoskeleton. Gene Ontology annotation, biological process: signal transduction.